Molecule: messenger RNA, 2161 nt
Organism: Artibeus jamaicensis (Jamaican fruit-eating bat)
Lineage: Eukaryota; Metazoa; Chordata; Mammalia; Chiroptera; Phyllostomidae
Product: cytochrome P450 4A7-like
Exons: 3
Coding region: 16-366 (116 amino acids)
Molecular function (GO): monooxygenase activity; iron ion binding; heme binding
Source: RefSeq, a predicted model, not a curated record
UGGUUUUCUGCUGCCAUGUGUAUGAUCAGUCUUCUUUGUUCUCCCUGCCAUAUAGGAAUCAAAAUCACCCUUUUUUUGUAUGGUCUUCACCACAAUCCGAAGGUGUGGCCCAAUCCAGAGGUGUUUGACCCUUCCCGUUUUGCACCAGGUUCUGAUCUACACAGCCAUGCUUUCCUGCCCUUCUCAGGAGGAUCCAGGAACUGCAUUGGGAAGAAUUUUGCCAUGAAGGAGCUGAAGGUGGCCGUGGCAUUGACCCUGCUUCGCUUUGAGCUGGCGGUGGAUCCAUUUAGAGUCCCCAUCCCAGUAUCAAAAGUUGUUCUGAGUUCCAAGAAUGGAAUCCACCUGCAGCUCAGAAAGCUCCACUAAUCCGUUUUGGGACAAGAGCAAGCUCUGAGGAUCUCCUUCCUGCCAUCCUGUCUCCCUGUUACAUGAUGCCAUCCUCUGGGUUUCUAACGAAGUCCUGCUUCUCACAUGCCAUUCUCCAUCACCUCCCCCUCUGGUCCUCUGUCUGCCCCUCCAAUCUGCCAUUUUCACUUUCUUCCUGCUUGUCUUCCCUGUAUAGUUUCCUUUACAUGCUAUAAUAAAUUACCGUAACCUCAGUGACAGAACACACCACAAAUCUUCUCUUAGCAUCUGGAUUCAUAAGUCUGAAGUGUGUUUCACAGGAUCACCUCGAGGUGUUGUUCGGGCCACACCACCUACAGGGCUCAAGGAGACAACCCCUGUGUUGGUCAUUCCAGCAUCUAGAGCUGCCUUAUUACAUCCCUUGUCUCCUGGAGCCUUCUUCUGUACACAAAUCCAGCAGCACCUCCGAUGUCCUUUCUGCUUCUGUCUUCACAUUGCCUUCUCUCUUAUGAGGACACUUGUAACUACAUGGACUCACUCAGAUAAGAGGACAUAGUUACAUCUUGUAGGGAUUAGACGCUGGACAUCUUUUGAGCUGUCUUUCUGCCUAAUGGGUCCCUAGUGACUGCCAUCAGCCAUGUUCCCAGUUCCCUUCUGUGUGUUUCCUGUACACCCAUUUAUCAAUCUCAUACCCUCUCCUUCUAUCUCCCUUCCCAGAAUACAGCUCACACUGUCAUGCCUUGGGAGGAGCUGGAUGGAGAGCAGCAAGAAAGAUGGGGUUGGGGAGAGAGACAAGACUAAGCAGGGAGAUAAUAUCUGCUCUGAGGUGCCAAAACCCAUCACCUCAGAGCCCAGAGAGGGGAUAGCUGUCCAGGAGGGAUUGGGGAAGCCCAGGUGGGCAGACAUGUGUGUCCUAUCAGAGAGGAUGCCAGCAAACAGCUGGCAAUGCCUUUCCCCCAGGACAGGCCCUACAUCUCUGCUCAGCUGCCUUCAAGGCAGAGGGGCUUCUUCACCCCUGCCACAUUUGGUGACAAAGUGGGUCAUGGUUCUCUGACUCUGGGCUCUGUUCCUUUUGUGUUCCUCCAUCACCCUGUCUCAGCCCAGCCCUGUUCUCUUGCUGGUUCCAAACACUGGUUCUCCUCCUGUCCAACCCUAGCCAUUCCUAACCUAGGGCCCUGGAUGCAUACACAGACCUCUCCAGGCACCCUCUGCCUGUGGUGGAGGCACCGACUCUGCCUCCCCAAAGUGCUUCUCUCUGACUCUGUCCCUGCAGCCAGGAUCUCCCACCCCAGUCCCCUGGCCUCCUGGGUCACUGGGGUAGUUCAGCCCUGCUUUAAGGAGGAGCAUGGUGAGCACCAAGUGCUUGACAGAGAUAUAGAGCAGGAAAGGGAGCUGGGAGCAUCCUGAGUAGGAUGUUUGGCAGGUCCCCUGACAUGAGGUGGUGCAGAAGGGCUCAGUGACCAUGAUCAGAGAGCACAGGACAAUGGGAACUUGGAAAUCUGGGUGGUCAGCCACGUUGACAUACUCUAACCACAGCAUUCCUAGGUUAGAGUAGCCAGUUGUUCAGCCAUUUGACGUACUCUAACCACAGCAUUCCAAGGCAGUGAGAAGGACCAGGGAGAUUCCCUACUGGCUCCCAGCAAUAAGAAAAACCCAGGCUGAGUCCAGGUUCACAUACACAGAUGCCUGACGCUUACAUAGACACACUCCUGGGCAGUUACUCCUGUGUGUGCCCUUGUACACUGUAACAAGGUAAAUGGAGAAACCAGGACUCCAUCUCCAGAAACAGAGGAGGGGUGGAGUUGCAGACCCUUGU